Molecule: messenger RNA, 1521 nt
Organism: Hemisphaericaspora subhashii
Lineage: Eukaryota; Fungi; Ascomycota; Pichiomycetes; Serinales; Debaryomycetaceae
Exons: 1
Coding region: 1-1521 (506 amino acids)
Biological process (GO): transmembrane transport
Cellular component (GO): membrane
Molecular function (GO): transmembrane transporter activity
Source: RefSeq, a predicted model, not a curated record
AUGACAUCAAAUACAGACGUUUAUUUCAGUCCCUUGGAUACAGGUUCUAAUUCCGAUAGCACCGAAUUUACAGAUUCAUUGCCCCUACCAGAAUCACAACAUAUAGAUACUCCACCCAAUAAAUAUUCAACUAAUGACAAUACACAAUAUAAUGUUGAAUUCGAAGGGGAAAUACUCGUUAUAGAUUCUACCAACUGGCGUCACUCCAAUCUCCUAAAAGCACAAAUCUUAUCUGGAUACUUAAUCUUCACUUUAUUUGGAUUAGCUGAACAAACAGUUGGAACAUUAAUUCCUAUACUACAAUCCCAUUACAAAAUUAAUGAUUUGGAAAUAAGCCUCAUUUUCCUAUUUGGUGUCUCGGGAUACCUUACCAUGGCCUUGAUAAAUAACCUAUCCCAUGAAUUGGUAGGGAUUAAAGGUGUGGGAGUACUAGGAUCAAUUUGUAUGACAGUUGCAUAUUUGACCAUGUCUACAAAACCUCAUUAUGGCAUAUUUUUGAUUUGUAGUUUAGGUAAUGGGAUAGGGCUCGGGGCAUUGGAUGCUGCAUUUAAUACUUGGAUGGGUAACUUAGUUGAUUCAAAUCAAUUAAUGGGGAUCUUGCAUGGAUGUUAUGGAUUGGGAAGUAUGAUUAGUCCAACUUUAAUUACAUAUUUAUUGGAAAAGAAACACAACCCAUGGAAUUGGAAUGAUUAUUAUGUAGUUUUAUCUAUCUUAGGAGGAAUGGCAAUCGUUAUGAUGAUAACUACGUUCAAAUAUGAAACUCCAAAGAAAUACAAGUAUGUCACUCAAUUACGAAACCAAAGGGCCAAAAAUAAUGAAAUCGAGUUAGAUCAUAUCAAGUCAACAACUACCCAAUUUGAGAUAGAUGAAUUAGAAUCUCAGGAAUAUGAUGAACCGAGUUCUGCCACUCUUGGAAUGACAUUAAGAUCAAAACUUGUCUGGCUCCUUUCGUCGAUCUUAUUCAUUUACGUUGGAGCAGAAGUUUCCUUUGGGGCAUGGUUAGUGACAUACCUCCUCAGAAUAAGAAGUUGGACUUACAAACAUUCUUCCUACAUGGCGACGACAUUCUGGUCAGGAUUAACUCUCGGUAGAAUGGCAUUAGGGUUUGUAACUGCUCAUUACUUCAAGGAUGAACUUACGGCAAAUUUCACCUAUAUCCUAAGUUCACUCCUUGGGUAUAUAAUAUUUUGGUUAUUUGCCCAUACAUCCUUGAACUUCAUAUUGUUCAUUAUAGUAUUUGCAACUGGGAUAGUAGUUGGACCAAUAUUCCCUACAACAAUCGUAGCUCUGGUAAAUAUCUUACCUGCAAAAUAUCAAACUUCAGGAAUAGGGUUUAUAUGUGCAUUUGGAGGUGGUGGUGCAGCUGGUGUGCCAUUCUUAAUUGGACUUGUUGCCCAAUCCAGUGAUUUUGGAUUACGUAUUAUGCCAUUAAUUAUCAUCAUUUUAUUUCUGGUGCUUUCAUUAAUGUGGUUCGUGGUAAUCCGAACCCAUUCAAAAACCUAUAAACGGAAUACUAUAUAG